This is a messenger RNA of Xenopus laevis (African clawed frog), 3179 nucleotides long. RefSeq lists its product as uncharacterized. The coding region runs from base 38 to 1102 and encodes 354 amino acids. The record is from RefSeq and is a predicted model, not a curated record. NCBI's taxonomy places the organism in Eukaryota, Metazoa, Chordata, Amphibia, Anura, Pipidae. The transcript has 2 exons.
UUUCUUUUUUGUUUUAUUUAUUUAUUUUUUUUUGGAAAUGGGUAAGAAGUUGCCCCCAACAGAGGAAGCAGGGGCAAUGAAUACCCGAGCAAGGCUGGGAUCCAGCAGGCGAGCAGUGAGCCAGAAAGCUGUAGUUGGUGCAGAAAAGAAAAUGGCUGCUACUGUAAAGAAAGUGAACAAGAAAGGGAAAGUUUUGCCAAAGGAGGAGGAGGUGGAAGAGGUGUCUGUGGAGAGUGAGGAGGAGGAAAAGCUGGAUGAGGUCCCUGAGUCAAGUCUGUCUGGGUUUGCGGCAUCUGAGCCCCCUGUGCAACAUGUUGCGGAACUACAAGUCUCUACAUCUGGAGCUUCAGCAAAGGUUGGUGAAUCCCAAGCUACCUGUGUCCCAGAGAGCACCCCCCAAGGAACAAGCAGGUCCCCCAUAGCUAUGGAGGAGGAAAGUCCUGUGGCCAGCGCAGACUGGAGCCCCUGGUCUGGUAUUUGCAUCAGUCAGGGAGCAGAGGGGAGCGGUGCUUUGCUGGGGGAAAUGGAAGGUACAAGCGGCUGUACUGACACACAAGCAGCUGCUGCUAUGGACAGUGACCCCCAGCUGAGGGAGAAAGCAGGUACCAGCUGCACUGCUGUAAUGGAGGCCGGCCAUGUGCUUGGGAAGGAGGACUCCAUUUUGGAAGCAGAGACAGGCUUGUGUACAGCAAAGGGGAAGCUCCGCCCACCCAGCAAGAACUGCAGAAAGUCCAGCAGAGACAGUGAGAAAGGAAAGAUUCCAGCAAAGAAUCAGGGAACCCCCCCACAAAUGGCACCGACUGCUGUUGCUUCAGCAGAGGGAGGAAUGGAGGCAAGCAUGGACUGUGGCUACCUGGCAGAGACUGUGGCUUUACAGGUGCUGGAGGAGAAAUCUGCAGCUAAAAUCACGGAGGAGGAGGUAAAGUUGGCGAUAGAGAGUCUGCAGAAUAAGAAAGCUCCAGGUCCGGAUGGCUUAACAUCAGAAUUCUAUAAGACCUUUAAAGAUCUGUUGGCUCCGGCACUUGUUGAGGUGUUUAACAAUUGUUUAGAGGAAGAUGACCUCCCGCCAUCUAUGCAGUUUUCCUCUUUGAUUUUGCAUUAGACUCAUACGCCAGAGACACCAUGGACGUGCUUAAUCAGAUUAGUGAGAUACAAACAGAUAGCAACACCCUUCUAAUCACCCUGGAUGUAGAAUCCCUUUACACCUCUAUUAGCCAUCAGCUGGGGUUGGAAGCUCUAAAAUACUUUUUGUACAGCUAUUUAGGUGAAUCUGAUGAAACCAGCUUUUUAAUUAAAAUGAUGGGGUUCAUCUUACAUUUUAAUUAUUUUACAUUCCAAGGGAAAUUCUAUCUGCAAACCCAGGGGACCGCCAUGGGAACUUCCUGCGCUCCCUCGUAUGCCAACCUUUUUUUGGGGCAUUGGGAGGAGACCGUUGUGAACAGUCAAAUGUUCAAAAAUUACCACAAUAAGAUUUUAAGAUGGAUACGCUAUAUUGAUGAUAUCCUGAUACUAUGGUCUGGCACGGAACAGGAAGCUCUGGAAUUUAUAGACAAGCUUAAUAUUAAUAAACUUAAUAUCAAACUGACUGUGAAUAUCUCUAAACAAAUGGUUUCCUUCCUGGACCUAUCAAUUAUGAUAACAGAGGAGGGCAAAUUGACUACUGACAACUACAGAAAAGAGACAGCCACUAAUUCCUUGCUAAGUUUCUCUAGUCAUCAUCCGUAUUCUGUGAAAAAAUCACUCCCUAUAGGGGAAUUUUUAAGACUAAAACGGAACUGUUCCUCUCAUGUUCUCUUUAAAGAACAAGCGGUACUACUUAAAAACAGAUUAAAACAAAGGGGAUACUCCGGUAAACUCAUAAAGAGAGCUUAUCAUAGAGCUUUAGGGACUGAAAGAGAACAAUUGCUCCAUCCAAAGACUAGGUCUCAGCAAGAUAACACGGUCAGGUUUAUAACUACAUAUAACUCUAACAGCAAGAAAAUUAAUCAAAUUAUUAAUAAACACUGGUCGGUUUUGAAAGAAGACACGGUUCUAGAUACUGUUCUACAAGAUACAGUUUCUGUAUGCUACAGACGUAGCCCUAAUCUGAAAGACCUACUAUCGAGAAGUCACUUCCAGACACCCAGCAGACCCAAUAUCAUUAAGGGCUGCUUCCCCUGUAGAAAUUGCAAUAUGUGUGAUCACAUGAUCAAAAGCACAAAAUUCAGUGAUAGAUUUAACAUUAAUCAUACAAUCAAGGAUUACAUCAAUUGCAGAACCAAGGGAGUAAUUUAUGUACUGGAGUGCCCUUGUAAGAAACAAUACGUUGGGAUGACAACACAGAUGCUCAAACUCAGAAUACAACAACACUGCAGUUCAAUCAGAAAUGCGGAUAAAAUAGGUAAAUCAGAUAAAAUAUUAUCCACAGUUGCAAGUCAUUUCAAACAAUAUCACAAUAUGAACCCCUCCAAUGUUAAAUUUUGGGCUAUAGAACAGAUCCAAUUGGGAAUCAGAGGGGGUGAUCUGGAACAAGAAUUACUCAAACGGGAAACACAUUGGAUUUUCAAAUUAAAUUCAGUUUCACCCAAUGGGAUCAAUGAAAAUAUACUAUUUAAUGCUUUUCUUUAAUAAACAUGAUUCAGGUAUUUGGUCUAACAUAUCAAAUCCUUCUAAUAGUAGACACUAUUCUAAUAAACAUGAUUCAGGUAUUUGGUUUAACAUAUCAAUUCCUUCUAAUAGUAGACACUAUUCCACUAACAUUUUAUUUAAAUAAUCUUGGUAAUAAAUAAUAAUAAGUUUUACUAACAUCUCUUCCUCAAUAAAUACCGGUGGUUGUUAUAGAUACCAGUGAGUUAUAUAUUGAUUUAACCAAAUACAUCUGAAAUGUGACCGUCGCUUAGCAACGAUACACACAUAUCUUCCCCAAUGUAACUCUCGCGAGAUCUCAUCGCGAGAUCUCAUUUCCAAGUAUUGCGAGAUCUCAUCGUGAGAUCCCAUUUCCAAGUAUCGCGAGAUCUCAUCGUGAGAUCCCAUUUCCAAGUAUCGCGAGACCUCAUCGCGAGAUCUCAUUUUCAAGUAUCGCGAGAUUUUGUAUUCAGGAAGUGAUAAAGAUACCACACUAAACAAGUCACUUUUAGAUUUUGCCUUGACAAAGCCAGCAGGCGAAACACGUGUUGGCACACUGGGAAGCGCUUUUUGUG